Molecule: messenger RNA, 1260 nt
Organism: Colletotrichum fioriniae
Lineage: Eukaryota; Fungi; Ascomycota; Sordariomycetes; Glomerellales; Glomerellaceae
Biological process (GO): dehydro-D-arabinono-1,4-lactone biosynthetic process
Cellular component (GO): cytosol
Molecular function (GO): D-arabinose 1-dehydrogenase [NAD(P)+] activity
Source: RefSeq, a predicted model, not a curated record
AUGGCUACCACAACAAGCCUCAACCCGGCCUCCCGGCCUUCCAUCGCCUCCGUCCUGCCACCUCUCUUCCUAGGCACAGCAACAUUCAACACCCAGCAUGUAAAGGACCCGCUGCAGAUGCCGUACAGGCAAAUCGUCUCAAGGGCACUAGAGCUCGGCGUCAACGGCUUCGACACAUCGCCGUACUACGGCCCCUCAGAGGUCCUCCUCGGUGACGCCCUGGCUGCCCACACCGCAGCCACCAACAUCCCCAGAGAGUCCUACGUGCUGGUCACAAAGGCAGGCCGCAUCGCCGGCAACGAGUUUGACUACUCGCCGGCGUACGUGCGCUACUCUGUCCUCCGCUCCCUCAGCCGCCUCAACACGACCUACCUCGACCUCGUGUACAUGCACGACGUCGAGUUUGUCUCCCCCGCAGAAGUCCUUGCCGCCGUGCAGACGUUAAGACAGCUUCGCGAUGAGGGCAAGAUCCGCUAUGUCGGUAUCAGUGGUUUCCCCGUCCACGUCCUUUGCAGUCUGGCUGAGAUGAUCCUCGCCGAGACUGGUGAGGCCCUUGAUGCAAUCCUGAGCUACGGGCACUUCACCAUCCAGAACCCCACGCUCGGCCUCGCAGAGGUUGACGCCGGACCCGACCACACCGAUGAGCAGAGCCCGCUGCGGAGAUUCCGCAAUGCCGGCGUGCAGGUCGUGCUGAACGCCAGCAUGCUCGGCAUGGGUCUUCUCACAUCCACAGGCGUUCCCGCGCGGACGGAGACUGCAGAGGGUAAGGCCGGCGUUAUCGCGUCGUGGCACCCCGCACCGGAUGAUCUGCGCUCGGCAUGCCAGAAGCUCUCGACCAUCGCCAGCGAUGCCGGCGAACGCCUGGAGACUGUGGCGCUUCACUGGUCAAUGGAGGAGUACGCCCGCGUCGGCGCCGCAGCUGGUCUCGGCGUGCAGCUGCCGGGCCAGACCGGCGACGUGCGCGUCGGAGGCAGCGUCAUGGGCGUCACCAGCACCGCGGAGCUCGAGCAGACUGUCGAGUCGUGGAAGCUUGUGCUCCAGGGUCUUGCUGCUGGCAGCGAGGCUUCGGCGCGGUAUGAGAAGCUCAAGGCCCUCGUGGAGCAGAAGAUGUGGCCCGAGUUGGGCGUGUGGAAGGGCUACAGCUGGGCGAGCCCCGAUGAGGGCUUUCAGAAUGAGAGGAGCGCGGAUAAGUUUGGCUUGAUCCCGAAGGAGGAUGAACUGAUGACCAACUUCAUGACUAGAAUUUCCAGCAAUUUGUGA